GUCAUUGUGCAAAAGCUGCAGAAUUUAUAAUAUUUGAAAGUGGAGGAAAUAUUUGAUAAAAAGUUGUCUAGCGUACCGGGUAGAUGUAUUUUUGACCGCACGAGAAGUAUGUAUUUCCGGGCAUAACUAGGAAGGAAAUUGGUGGGUUUUCCUGUCACAAGGAUGCAUCAAAAACCUAUUUUCUGUUCUUGAUUUUGUUGUUGCUAGUGUAAGUUAUCAUGGGCGACAAUGUAGAGCAAGGAAAAUGUUUGUAACUGAAAAGAGGUGGGCAGAAGGGGGUGUCGGUUUGUUGGGUUUUGUUGUUGUUGUUUUUUGUGG
Molecule: messenger RNA, 318 nt
Organism: Aplysia californica (California sea hare)
Lineage: Eukaryota; Metazoa; Mollusca; Gastropoda; Aplysiida; Aplysiidae
Molecular function (GO): protein binding
Source: RefSeq, a predicted model, not a curated record